Scutellospora calospora is the source of this 353-nucleotide messenger RNA. NCBI's taxonomy places the organism in Eukaryota, Fungi, Glomeromycota, Glomeromycetes, Diversisporales, Gigasporaceae. The record is from the annotation of a GenBank genome assembly.
AUGGCUCAAAAUAGUAAUUUAACUCCUGAGGAUGUCUUAAAAAUUCAGAUUACACCAAUAUGUAAUCAAAUGAAUAUUGAAGAGGAAGAUAUUAGGAGAAUUUCUUCGCAUAUUUUAAGAAAUUUGACUCCUUCACAACGUGAUAUCCUUAUUGACUUGACCAAUAGGAUCAAUUCUUAUAGAAUUGAAUCUCAGAGACUAGAUGAUGACAAUCUGGAGAAUGUAAUUUAUCGAGGAUGUGAAUUCUCAAACUUGAUAGAUUUGGUAAACUCUUUUGUUGCUGAACAAUCGCAAAAAAUAAUUGCAAUAAACCUGUCUAAAGCCAUUUGUUUUGGAUGGAUGGAUGGAAUAUG